AUGGCCACUCCUCAGGUUCACCAUCUAUUCCAUGCACCAAUUGCAGACCACUCGUUCUCAUCCGACAAGAAGACGCUUGCUGUCGCUCGGGAGAACAAUGUGGAGCUGUACCAACAAUCAGGCAACAAGUUUGCGCUGAGCGAUGAGCUCAAGGGCCACGAGAAGACCGUCACUAGUGUGGAUAUUGCUCCCAACAGUGGCCGAAUUGUCACUUGCUCGCAGGAUCGCAAUGCCUACGUUUGGGAGAAGACCGCCACCGGAUGGAAACCUACUUUGGUUCUUCUCCGAAUCAACCGUGCCGCAACAUUUGUGCGCUGGUCUCCAUCGGAGCAGAAGUUCGCCGUCGGCUCCGGCGCCCGAGUGAUUGCAGUUUGCUACUUCGAGGAGGAGAACGACUGGUGGAUCUCGAAGCAUAUCAAGAAGCCUAUUCGCAGCACCAUUACAACCCUGGCGUGGCACCCGAACUCCGUCCUGCUGGCAGCCGGAUCGACCGAUUCUCACGCUCGUGUCUUCUCGAGCUUCAUCAAGGGUGUUGAUACCCGCCCGGAGCCUAGUGCAUGGGGAGAGCGUCUUCCUUUCAACACUAUCUGUGGUGAAUACCUGAAUGACACUGCCGGUUGGAUCCAAGGUGUUGCCUUCUCUCCUAGUGGUAACGCGCUCGCCUUCACUGGACACGAUAGCAGUGUGACUGUCGUGUACCCCAGCGCUCCGGAGCAGCCCCCGCGGGCGAUGUUGAAUAUUGCUACCCGUUUGCUGCCCCUCAACAGCCUUAUCUGGAAUGGCGAGACUGAGAUCAUCGCAGCUGGACAUGACUGUGAGCCCUUCCGUUUCCGCGGAGAUGAGAAUGGAUGGCAACUUGCCGGUUCUCUGGAGAAUAAGGCUGGAGAAGCCCGGGGUGCCCGCGAGGAGUCUGCUUUGAACAUGUUCCGACAGAUGGAUCUUAAGGGCCAGGCCCAGGCGGACACCAAGCUCAAGUCUACCCACCAGAACACUGUGCACACCAUCCGGGCCCACGAUGAAGCCAACGGAGUUGUGAGCUCCUUCAGCAGAGUCUACCAACCCUUCCAAUGCCUCAACCACUGCAUCGACUUCCCUGAUCUAGAACUAAUAACCACCUGGAACACCGGCCCCCUCCUCUCAGACUCAUGCGGCUACAUAGCCCUCUCCCACCUCACAAACCGCAUUAUCCUCUCCUUCCGCGUGGGCCAUUCCCUCGGCGGCGCGGUCGCCGCACUCGCAGGACUAGAGAUGCGUUUGGCGGGGUGGGAUGUAAAUGUUACGACAUUCGGGGAGCCGAUGAUUGGGAACGCGGCGUUUGCGGCAUUUAUGGAUGAGCAGUUCGACGACGGUUUUCGGCGUGUCACGCAUGUCGGGGAUCCGGUUCCUUUGUUGCCGCUUGCUGAGUGGGGGUAUAGACCUCAUUCUGGGGAGAUUUUUAUUUCGAGGGUUGGACUGCCGCCACGCGUUGAGGAUGUGGUGCAUUGUGAUGGGGUGGAUGAUCCGGGGUGUAUUGCGGGGAGGGAGGGGGUUUUGGGUGAGUUGCAGGAUUUGAAUGUGCCUGCUGGUCCUGAUUCUGGGGAUGGAUGUCAGCCGAAUGGUGGUGAUGAAGACGUAUCUGGGGAGCAGGCGGUCUUGGGACGUCCUGAUGUUAGUUGUGAGGAUAGAUUCUCGCGGUGGGAUUGGUCUAUACCGGCGAGGUAUCGGCUUUGGGAACUGUUUUAUGCUCAUCGGGAUUAUUUUUGGAGGAUUGGUCUUUGUGUUCCUGGGGGAGACCCAACUGGAUAG
This is a messenger RNA of Penicillium griseofulvum, 1785 nucleotides long. Its product is annotated as Lipase, class 3. Gene Ontology annotation, biological process: lipid metabolic process; Arp2/3 complex-mediated actin nucleation. The coding region runs from base 1 to 1785 and encodes 594 amino acids. Gene Ontology annotation, cellular component: Arp2/3 protein complex; actin cytoskeleton. Gene Ontology annotation, molecular function: actin filament binding. Lineage: Eukaryota; Fungi; Ascomycota; Eurotiomycetes; Eurotiales; Aspergillaceae. The transcript has 6 exons. The record is from RefSeq and is a predicted model, not a curated record.